Diorhabda sublineata is the source of this 4818-nucleotide messenger RNA. RefSeq lists its product as uncharacterized. The transcript is spliced from 7 exons. The record is from RefSeq and is a predicted model, not a curated record. Gene Ontology annotation, molecular function: protein binding. Bases 231 to 2021 code for a protein of 596 amino acids. Lineage: Eukaryota; Metazoa; Arthropoda; Insecta; Coleoptera; Chrysomelidae.
GGUAUACGAUGAAGUCGGUCGAUAAGUGACGUGAUUGUGAUUUCCUCAAAAACAAGGGGAUUACCCCAAUUGAAUUUUUCUUGUAAAAACUAGAGAAUGUCUUAUAUUGUUGAAUUGAAUUUUGAAGAUAAUAUACUGAAUUGAACGUACAACUAACCAUUUAUCGUCGAGCAUUAUUUUAUUGAUGCUACGCCAUAGAAGUAACCUAAUUUUAGGUAUUGAGUAAGGCGAUGGAAAUUGUUAAACGCGUAAUAAAAUCUAACCAUUAUUCCGAAACAAUUUAUUGUUACAAAACAGAAGUAGUGAGUGAGAAUAGUAGUCUUCUCGGCUUCAAGGAUUCUUUACCAGUUUUAAGCAAACCUAUACAUAAUAAUAUUAAUAUGGCAUCUGCACCUGGCAAACGAACUGUUAGAGUUGAAACCAAUAGUAAUACUGGCGAGAAGUUUAUAAUGCUUAAUGGUAAGAAAAUCAAGAUAUUAGCGGAAUCUGAAAUACCCAAAAACAGUCAAAUAACAAAACUAGCUUCACUUCAAAAUCUAAACAAUUCCAAUUGUCCUGUGAAGAUAAAAAUAUUAAAAGGGAUCUCAAAGAAGAAUGAGGAAUAUCAAAAUUCGUUAACUAAUCAUACUAAUAUCUAUCCCAUAAAUAUUGAUAAGAAAGUUACAUCACAGAUAACUGGAAAAAUACCAUUAAAUGAAAACAAGUUUAAAAUAAUACCAAUCAGUAGUGUGGAGAACAUCGUAGCAAACACAACUGAUAAGACUACUAUAGAUAGCCUCAGAAUGUUAAAAAAUGAUAAUGUUACUAACAAACCCAUCAUUGUCAAUACAACUUUAUUGAACAAUCUUAUUAAUAGUACAAGUAAUAUUCAAAGUGCAGCUCUAGAUCUAACGAAAAAUUGUGAUAUGCAGGAAACUACCAGGACAGCUGUAGUGAGCAAAGACAAAUGUUUACAAGCAGACAUUAAACCCAUUAUGGUUACUAAGGAGGUGCAAACCGAUGAUGAUCUUGAACUUGAUUUGGAUUAUUUAUUAAGAAUGGAUAUAUUUGAUUUACCCAGUAUAAUUAACGACAUAGAAACGCAAAGUCCAAUAUCUGCUGGCAAAAUGAUAAAUAGCAAUAUUGUUGAUGAUGGUACUACUAAAAAAUAUACUACAUUGAAUAAUGUGGUUUCUAAAAAAAAUAAUGAAAAUUCUUUUCUACCUAGUAGUAAAUCAUCAAAAAACUGUGCAGAGAACUUUUUCAAGGAAUUGCGAAAUGCCCUUAUUUUUGAUGAACAAGGGAAUUUACCAAUUCAUGUAGCAGUUCUGACGAAUGACAUCAAGUUUGUUAAGCGUAGUAUAUUUAUCCUGAAACUUUUGAAACAAUCAAUGGAUAUACCGAAUAAUAAAGAUUAUAGUCCGCUUCAACUAGCAAUUAUUAAUGACUCACCAGUGAAUAUUAUCGGCGCUCUAUUAACUAACGGCGCUAGCGUUCAUCUCACGGAUUCCGAAGGAAAUAAUGUUAUCCAUUACGCAGUUGAAUUCGAAAGAGCCGAAGCCUUGAAAUGGUUAUUGAGCUACAUUGGACCGGAGACAAACUGUAUAGACGAAUAUAAUCACGAAGGGUUAACGCCGUUGAUGAUAUGCUGUUUAAAUGGUUAUCACGAUUGUGCAGAAAUUUUGUUGGAAUCUGAGGCUAACCCAAAUGUCAAAGAUCAAAUUUCUGGUAGGACGGCCCUGUUUCAUGCCUCCGAAAGGCAAGAUGUUGACAUGGUUGAGAUGUUGUUGCAAUUCAAUGCUUGUACCAAAACGAAAAAUUUCUUCGGAACCAGCCCGCACGACGCCAUGUACGAGAUCGAAGAUAUGCCGGAACAAAUAAAAUUCAUGAUUUUAGGAAAAAAUAAACGGAAAACCGUCGACGAUCCGAGACCUUCAAAAUAUAAAAAGACGGAAUUGAAUAAAGCCGGUUUGAAAACUUAUGCCAGAUUGGAAAAAAUCCAAUUCAAACCUAACGUAAAAACGUUUUCAGUUGUUAAAUAAUAACAACUUUUAAUUAGCUGCGCAUAUUAUGAUCGAUAGAUGUAGAUUGUUGUACUACAACUUUAAAGUUUCAACAUCUGCAGCUAUCACCAAUCGUGCAGCUACUAUAAAGACAUAAUAUCUCAAAAUGGAAUUGCCUUUAUUGAAGCAUGCGACAGCGGGGGAUAAGUUUUUUAGUGAAAAAUUCUUAGUGACGUAGAAAAAUGGCGACACUAGAUGAUAUAUAUGUUAUCUAAUGUUGCCUUAUGAUAUUUACUUCGGAAUUUAGUAUCUAUAAUGUUUGUGUUCACUUUAAUUUUAUGCAGUUGUUAAUAAUUUUAUUGUCUAGUAUAGAUAGUGCCAGAUGGGUGUACUUCAUGAUAUGAAUUGAAUUGUAGAAUGUAAUUAUCUAUAGUUUUAAGAUAGUUUUAAGUUUAAUAGGUAAAUAUUUAUUAGGUAGUUAUCUGAAAUUUUAAAUGCGUAUAAACAAGUUAACCAAUUCACUUAAUGCCUACUAUAGUGAAUGUAAUGGUUUUCAUCUCUAUUCUGUUGUUAUUUUUGUAUUAUCAGGAAUGUUGUUGAAACGUUUUUUUUUCUUGGAGAGUGGGGAGAGCCAGAAGUCGUAUAGUACUGGAUCUACGAGGAGAAACAGAAAAAGCUUUGCCAAAAAUUCCCCAAUCAAAAGAUUUGUAGUACUCUGUUUUAUGGAACAUGUUUUUGUACGUUUUCCUUUGUUUUCAAUGUCUAUGCAUGAAUCGAACGUUCUUCGUCCUGAACCAUUUUUAAAACAGUCUUCACAGUAUCUAGCUCAUUACCGUAGACGAAUUUUGAUGUCUUUGGUACAUUUUUAAACUUCAAUUGUUAUUUUAGUAGCACCUCGAAUAAAAAGCGCUCAUGCGUUUUGAUACCUGAAAUAAUGAAAAUUCUAUUGUAGCAAAUAUAUAUCGGUACCAUAUAGAACAUUUAGGUAGUAUUUAAGUACUCUUUGAGUACUUUCUACAAUAUUUAAGUAUUUUCCGAACAAGUUCUAUAGUAUUUCAAGUACUUUUAAAGUGCUUUUUGUGGUAUUCAAGUACUUUUCGAAUAUUUUCUACAGUGUUUGAGUACUCUUCAAACAAUUUCCAUAGUAUUUAACUACUUUUAGAGUACUUUCUGCAGUAUUUGAAUACUUUUUGAGCAUCUUCUGUAGUAUUUAAGUAGUUUCUGAAUACUUUUCGAGUACUUUCAAGUAGUAAUUGCUGUAAUACUUGAUACUUUUUUGAUUAUUGGAGAAUUCAAAUUAGUGAGGCUGUUUUUUAGAUUUUUUUUUAUUGAACAAUUUUAUACUUAUAAUUCCAUAAAGGAAAGUCAAUUAUGACUGGUACUAUUCUCCUUUUAACAAUUCCAGUAACUACCUAUUUAUAGCCGGAAAUAAUCAGUAUUAGAAAACUUAUUUUCUUAAUAGUCGUUAGAAAUUUCUUCUAAUUAUUUUCAUUAAGUUUCAAUUAGGUUUUUAUCAAGUUCAAUAGUGGAAACAAAAUUAUUGAACCAGAACCUUAGAAAAUUGUAAAAAGCAUAAGUAGUAGGAUGAAACCUAUUAAAAAAGGAAUAGAAUAUAAGUAAAAUGAAAGAAAAAAUAAAUUACGGAUGAUUUGAGGUUAGGAAAAGGAAGGGGGGGGGGUGAUUUUUUAUAGGUUAAAACUUUAUCUGGCUUUGUGGUAAAACUAUGAGUCUUAUGGAAAAAAUUAGAUACUAAAGUUAUAGGUAAUAAAAAAUCUACAAUUUUUGUAUCCACACUUUUUUCACAUAACCUCAAAAUUUAUGUGAAAGAUUUAAAUAACUAAGUUUUUAGUAUUUUUUGUACGAAAUUCUGUGUAAAAACCGUUUUAUGACUAAAAUAAACUGCAAUUUUUUUUAUUUUGACUUACUAUCGAAAAAAUAUCUCCUUUUUCAGGUCUGAUAAAAAGUCAAAAUAAGAUGAAAAAUAUUUUAAAUCAAAAUGUGUAAUGUAAGUUUUCACCGAAUUUUUCACAAAAAAUUAUUUGUUUUCAAAAGUUGGAAAUAUAAAACCUAAAUAUGGUUGCUUGAAGCUUUCACAUGAAUUUAGAGGUUAUGUGAAAAAAUGUAAAUACAAAAUUUGUGGAUCUCAUUAUUUCCUACAGCUUUUCUCCCUAAGACUUUACCGCAAAUCUUGAUAAACCCUCCCUCUUCCAGUUCCCGACCUCAAAUCUUCCGUAAAUUAUUUUUUCCUUCCAUUUUUAUUAUAUAUUACACGAAGUUGAAAGGAAACGCAUUUAUUUGGAAAACACAAUUUUAUUGCCACUGAAUUCAACUAUUUAACAUCCGCGCCAGUCGCUUGCUGAGAACAUAAUAAUAAUGACUGAAAACUAAAAUCAUACAUCGUUUCCUUGUGUACAAAUUCGUCAGUGAUAAACGAUUAGUCAGGUUCUUGAAAAAAGACAAAUACAUCGAUUACUCAUUUUCGUAAUACUCCUUAGAAAAAUACGAAUUCUUUAUGAUGACAAAUCGAAAUAAAAUUAUACAGGUUGUAACUAAAUAUGAAUCUAAUAAGAACACGUGUAAACUAAUAACAAACAAGUAUCUAAUCAUAAUACAUAAUAUUCUAAUCAUAAUACAUAAUAUCUUCCUUUUCCAAUAAGUUUCAUCUUACUACUAUGUAUUAAAAAUUAUUGACUGGCCUAUAGGAAGCAUACCGUAAAUUGUUUACCUUUUUGUUCAUUUGUAAAUAUAUUGAUGUAUUAAAUUCUUAAACUAUAAAUCAAUCUAACUUACUUACUUUAAUGUUUUUAUUAAAUAAAUUUAAUUUAUAAAUGUGUAA